This is a messenger RNA of Naegleria fowleri, 1812 nucleotides long. RefSeq lists its product as uncharacterized. Lineage: Eukaryota; Heterolobosea; Eutetramitea; Acrasida; Naegleriidae. The transcript has a single exon. The record is from RefSeq and is a predicted model, not a curated record. Bases 1 to 1812 code for a protein of 603 amino acids.
AUGUCACUCCCCAUUUGUAGCUGUCUCUUCCCCAAACAACGUUGUUUCUCAAAAUCAAUAUUGCGGAAAUUGUGUGCUCAGAUCACUUUGCAAUCAACAAGAUGCUUCUCCUUUUCCCAAUCCUCGUUGGAGUUAGCUGCGAAUGGUUCAUUUGAAUUGAAUAACGAUAUUGAAGAUUUGAAUCAUCAAAAUGUCUCAAUUAUUGAUGAACGUCCUGUUUCACUUUCGGAAAGAUCCUAUCUCACUCCGUCAAUGAAAGAAUACGGAAAUGGGCUUGUAUGGAGAGUUUUACGAUUUAAAAUUGUACCAUCCACCCAUUCCGAUUCAAUUUUUCAACCAUCCAUCUGGAAGAACACUUUUCAUCUAUUAUUGAAAGAGGCUUUAAAACGAAUUCAAAAAAGUCAACCCUUAUUACGAAGUAAAAUCAUUUCAAGUGAUGAAGAGAAGGGGAAAAGCAGUAGCAAUGAAGGUGGCUCUAGUACUGGAUUUAAAUUUGUCAUGUUGGAUGAUGAUCAUGUACCAGAAAUUCCAUUCUAUGAAAUUCAAUUCGAUCGUCAUGAAUAUUCCUCUUUGCGUGACUAUUUGGAAAAAUAUUUAUUGCAGAAAAGAUUUGAUUUGGAGAAGAAUUUUCAAUUGGAAGUAUAUUAUCACGCAGAUGACGAUGAACUCUCGCUCAUGUUUUGUUAUAAUCAUUGCAUUGGUGAUGGAUUGUCAUUGUCAAACUUCAUUGGAGCCGUUUUAAAAGAAUGUGAAAACAUAUGGCAAAAUACACACAGCAACAGUGCGAACAGAAACAGUGGCCACCACUCGUGUCGAAAAUUAUUACCCUCCUCUGACCAAAUAAUUUUACAAUCUAACUACAAUUCAUUCAUCAACAAAAUGAAGGCAUUGAUGUAUGGAAUUCCUUGGGUCUUUAAAACAUUAACAACAAGAAUUAAUCAAACACUUGUCGAUGAAAGUAAGAGAUAUGAAAAGAGACAAAUGUGCUUGACCGAGUUAGCAUUGGAUGGAACUCGUACAAAGGCCUUGAAGAAUUUUUCCAAAUUACAUGCCCUUUCACAAAAUUCACUCUUGAUCUCACUUUUAUCACAUGCUUAUCUUCGAGCGGCCUGUCAAUAUUACCUUAAUGAGCAUUCACAACAGAAACCAUUCAGCAACACUUUGAGAAUCGGUUAUCCUGUAGGACUUUCACUUCUACCAGGUCUGCAGUCGGUGUUGGACGGCUCAAAAUUGACUGUACAUGUGGGUACCAUGAUGCGAGAUGUGACCAUCACGCCGAAUGUUGCAUGCAUGAACAUGACCAUGACUGAUCGAAAACAAGACAUCAAUAACAGAGAACAAGAAAAUUUACUCCUCUCCAGCAUCAUUGACAUUGCUAAAGAUAUUAAGGAAAAUCACACCAAACAUUUUAUCAAUCAGUUCACUCUCAUCAAUAUCAUGACUUCAGCUACCAAUAGAGAAAAAGCCAUUCUCAAAUCCCUAGAAACCAGUGACAUUCAUUUUGGAGGAAUUCCACUCAAUUUCAUUUUGACCAAUAAUGGAAAUUUAGAUAAUGUCAUGAAGAGAUGUUAUCAAUUCUCUGAUUCAUUUUCCUUACUGGUGGAAUCCAUACAGACAGUGGCAAACACUUCAGCGCUUGCAAGUGCCUUAGCUUGUGGUACAUUGACCCUACCUGCCGAUGAUAGUCACAACAAAGAGGCACAACUGAUGUUGUCACUUUCGGGUGUGGAGCCCAUUAUUUCACGCGACAAGUUAUUGGCCAUUCAAAAAGAAUUGGAGAAUUUGAUUGAAUGUAUUGUACAAGGUCAUUAG